AUGCCCACUAUCUUCCCAACAUGGCCGCAUAUCCUUUUCGGCAUCCUCGAGCCUAUUUCGCUGGCUCUGGGAAGUGCUUUCCCUCUAUAUGAUCUCCAAGGCUUUAUCGCCGGCCAAACCCCAACCAUCGCGGCGCCGGACACCCUACACCCGAGUAGCGUCGCUCUAGCCUACCAAAUCGGGAAUCUUUAUUCGCUCCUAUUCCUAGUUGGAGUCGGUGUAUGCCAUGCCACCACCGAGCCCAAAGUGCUGCGCAACUACCUGGUUGGGCUGGCCAUCGCAGAUGUAGGCCAUGUGUAUGCCACGUACUUGGCGAUGGGUUGGGACACGUUUGUGGACGUUGGAGCAUGGAACGCUCUGACCUGGGGUAACAUUGGAGUGACUGCAUUCCUGUUCGUUAAUAGGAUCGCUUAUCUUUGGGGAUUUUUCGGAUAUGCGAAGGCGCCUAAGGCGGCUGCAAAACAGGAGUGA
Messenger RNA from Penicillium soppii, 471 nucleotides. RefSeq lists its product as uncharacterized. NCBI's taxonomy places the organism in Eukaryota, Fungi, Ascomycota, Eurotiomycetes, Eurotiales, Aspergillaceae. The transcript has 2 exons. The coding region runs from base 1 to 471 and encodes 156 amino acids. The record is from RefSeq and is a predicted model, not a curated record.